UGGGAAAGCAAUCUAUCAGAGGUUCCUAAAGGCCACGGUGCAAGUUUUUCCCAUCAGAUCCCUCAGACUCCUGAAUGUCACCGGCAGAGCUGUGGUGCUCAGAUCUCGGAUUAAGGUUAAGCAGGAACUGGGGUUUUGGAGAAGCGUUGGUGCGGGUCUGCAGGCUGCAAUAACCAACACAAAGGUAGCAGGAGGAAAAACAGAGGCGCCUCUGAGACUGGGCUGGACAAGGGGAUGCACGCCCCUCCCCUCCCUUCCUGGUUCCAGCCUGGCGUUUCUGCAAGAAGCUAAAGCCCCGAGUGGCCCGAAGGAGCUGGCAAUUGCCGGCAUCUGCUCCCACGGUGUCCAUCACCCACCAUGCGGCCUCUAGUCCUGCUGUGGAGCUGCCUGGUGCUCCCAGGUUAUGAAGCCCUGAAGGGCCCAAAGGAGGUCAGUGGAUUUGAAGGUGACAGCGUGUCCUUGCAGUGCACCUACGAGAAGAAGGUGAGGGGACACAGGAAGUACUGGUGCCGAGAGGGUGGCCUCGUCCUGUCCCGCUGCUCCGACAUUGUCUACUCAAGUCAGAACCAGGAGGUGGUACGGGGCCGGAUGUCCAUCCGAGACAGGCCCCGAGACCUCUCGAUGACCGUGACCAUGAGGGACCUUACCAUGAAGGACUCGGGGAAGUACUGGUGCGGGAUUGACAGACUGGGCUUCGAUGAAUCUUUUGAAGUGUCUCUCAUUGUCUUUCCAGGAAGAAGGGACAGUCCCACCCCCACUGGCACCUGCUGCCCUACUUCCCCCAACCCCUCCUUCCAGCCUCUCACAGCUACAAGGAUCCUUCAGCCCAAGGCAAAAGCCUGGCAGACUCAGCUCCCAGAACUGACUUCUCCUGGUCUCCACCCGACAGUCGUCACAGUCAAGCAGGGGAAGACAGAGGUUAAGGCCCCUGUGUUCACGGAGGCGGCCCCAGCCUGGUCUUCAGGAACCUCCCAGGUUCUCCCAGGAACCUCUCCAUAUUCUGGGAGUGCUCCUCACACAGCAACCCCAGCCUGGUCUGCAGGAACCUCCCCUUCCCCAGGAACCUCUCCAUAUGCUGGGAGCUCUCCUCACACAGCGACCUCUCCUCAUGCAGGGAGCUCCCGCCCAGUCAUCUGGCCGCUCAGCAUCGUACCAGAGGACUCCGAGGCCAGUCGUGUCCUCGAGUCCAGUGUGUCCAUCCCGAUGGACCGCAUGAUGGCCCCAGUCUGGGUGCUCUUGUCCCUUCUGCUGGCUACAGGUCUGAUUGCCUUUGGCAGCCACAUGCUCCGGUGGAGAAAGAAAGCUUGGCUGACCAUGAAGACACAGAGGAACGAGAAGGUCUACCUUCCAGCUUCGCCACCAGGGAGCAACUGGGUGCCUGAAGAUGCCAUGAUCAACCUCGCUGCGCCUCCCGAGUGUCUUAGCAACCCCGAGCCCUCCGCUGUGCCCUUCACAGAGACCCAGCACCUUGGCCAGGCUACAGAGGUAGAGGUAGCCCCUUCCCUGGACGCCAAGGAGGACGAGGAUGCAAUGGCAGACCCUCCCCUGCAGGUGUCCGCACAGGAACUGGCCUCUGAGUUCAUCUCUGUGUAACCGCGGGAUGGCCCGUGGUCAGGCUCCGUCAAGAUGAACCGCUGAGUUUGCAUGAAUUCGCUGGCUCUGCUCACACUCCAGGGCUCCGUCCACCUUCCUCCAGGCUCCCUGCUUGUGUGGCCCAGAAUGGUAACGAAGUGUAUCUGUGGGACCCUGGAGCCCAGCGUGGACGUAACAAUUCCGGCCAGAGGCCGUGACCUCCCCAGCAUAUUCUAAUCUCUAGGAAGAGUGCGCAGCUGCGGACCUUCACCAGGGCCUGGCAAGGCUCAGUAGAUGAGGGCUGAGUUUGUAUGGGUUCCAGGAAAUUUCCUGGGCAUGGGUGCCCAGCAACCGUCCCUCCUCCCAUCCCCUGUAAAUCCCACCUACGCUUCCCUCCGAUUCUCUUGCCGCAGGUGCUGUGGAGGAGACAACAUACGUGUGUAUAAAACAUAUGUGUUUAUAAAACACCUGCAUCCUGGCCCUUCAGAAAAUCAUUAAAGCAGAAUUCCCGAGCCCCGCCCCAAACCAUCUGGAGGGCAAGGCCCGGGUCUUCACCAGUGGCUCUGACAAGUGACCAGGAUUCCUACACUUGAGCCUGAUGAAUCCUCAGCUUCCUCUAGCCUGGAGAGUCUUUCUUCCUUCUGUUUCGCUGUGGGGUCGUGCUCACAUGCUCCCUACAGCUCUAGCCAUAACACUAUGGCCCCAGCAGGAGCUCCCUGAUACUUCCCUGCUCAGGCACACGAUGGAUGUGAUGGAGGCGGCCAGCCCAGGGGUCAGCUGUCUCUCCUUCUCCUUUCCCACGACCCUGUCUGUAUUCCUAGCUUUGGAAGGACAUUGGAGAAAGGUUCUCUGUCCAAAAGGGGCUACUACUUCAUGGACUGGGAGGCUUGCGGAGGAGGAGGAGGAAAGCAGAGUGGGGUGGGGAGGGGAGGGGACAGGAAGAAACAAGACUCCAAUUACUAGAGGAUAAUGCUAAAUCCAGGCCAGCUGGAUGAGGAAAAGACGGUCUGGCUCAACUCUUUGCUUCUCUUUAACUAUUUUGUUUUGAAAAUGACACGCUGAGAGGGAGGUACUCAACACGGAAAACAUAGAAACACAGGGAGAAAGACAAAAAGCAGGGGGUGGGCAGUGUUUUUAAGGUCAUCUAUAACCUCACCAAGCCCUGUUGGCACCCUGACUGCACUUGGCUGGAUCCCCCACCUUUCUCCUCCACACAUUUUGCAGUUGCUCCUUUCACAGAGGGGUCACCCCACCCCACAUUAUCCCAUCAUAAGCAUUCCUCCAUGUCCUACAAACCUUGUACAAUAAACUGUUUCUCAGCUGCAUAGUACUUCAGCA
Myodes glareolus (Bank vole) is the source of this 2910-nucleotide messenger RNA. It is a transcript of the gene Cd300lg, whose product is annotated as CD300 molecule like family member g. Gene Ontology annotation, molecular function: transmembrane signaling receptor activity. The record is from RefSeq and is a predicted model, not a curated record. Gene Ontology annotation, cellular component: plasma membrane. NCBI's taxonomy places the organism in Eukaryota, Metazoa, Chordata, Mammalia, Rodentia, Cricetidae.